CGAGAUUUGGGCCAGAUUGAGACCCUUUUUCGGGUCGGUCAGCAUCACUCUCAUUUAUUAUCGGUAAUCAAACGAUGGCGGCCACUGAGUAUACGUUUCUGACAGUUGAUGGUCAUGGGCAUCCACUUGAGCCCGGCAGCCGAGCCUCGAUUCGGAGUCGGUGCAUGAAAGGCGUCAACGUACGCCAAGACUCACGCCGCUCCAAGCGGAGAGCUCGAAAGAAUCAAGAAGAAAUCCUUGAAAUUCGAAGAGGCGAAGAGAGUAUCAUUACACAGAGACCUGACUCACCUUUCUCCCGGAGUGGUUACUGCGGAACCGUUGUGAAGUCAUUGCAGGUUCGAACUGAUGAGCUUGGCUUUGACUCUUCACGCUUGCCAUCUGCUGUGUUGCGGUCAGCUGUGAAGUAUAAUGCCUUACUCGAUGCGGCAUAUCCACUUGAGAUAUACCUUGAGACCACACACGCUCAAGGACACAGAAUGACCAACGACUUGACAUUAUUGAACGACAACAAGACUUUACUAGAGUCGAUAUUCCUGGCAAUACAUGCCGUGGACGAUCUAUGUUCCGGAAAUACGCUAUCCCUUCGGUCGCAGCGAUUACUCUGCACCAUCCUCUCGUCAUUGAACAACAACCUUCAUAACACUUCCACCCAACAAUCCUACUCCACCAUUCUUGUCAUACUGAUCUUGCUUUUUGCCGCUGAGUCAUUUCAAGAUUUUGAUGCUGUUGGAACUCACCUUGACGGACUGAGGAGAUUAUUGGAACUGCGUGAGACACAGCCAGCGCCAAUAGACUCCAAACUAAUGUUCAAGAUCCAGCAGGUCGAUCUCAGGAUGUCGUUGGCCACCGGUCGGCCAUUGUACUUUCCUUUCAACUACCCAAACCCACAGCAACCUGUUUGCGUCAUCAGUCCGUCAAGUAUGCUGCCCUGGUUGAUGGUACAUCCCACGUUGAUGAGCUGCUAUCAGACAUUGCAAGCGUUAUCAAAUCAUGCGAAUCAGUGUCAAGUCCCCAAAGCUCAAAACCUUCUCAAUUGGGCAGAUUUCCAGUCUCAGGUUAGCACGAGUCAAACUCACUUGCUUGGCCUUGGAGACCGUCAUCUCCCUGUCGUAUCCGAAGCUCUGCGACUUGGCAUGCUUGCCUUCUUAUCCACACUCUCGCGUAGUCCGGUCCGAAAACCUCACCUACCAAUAUUUACCUCACAGCUUGAGGAGUGCUAUAUGCUUAUGAAACAAAAACAAGAUUCCCACAAGCCAUUGCUUCUCUGGCUUAUGCUGAUGGGACAUAUCUCUACUAUCGACACGUCGAGCUCGAUAUCAUCUUCAGUAUGGACAUCUAUUGUUGAGCCCGACUUGUCUUGGGAAACUGCGCGAGGAAUCAUUAGUGAGCUUCCGUGGAUUGAAAGGAUCCACGAUGAACCGGGAGAGAGAAGCCUGAGGCACCUACAAGUUCGAAGGGGCGAUAUAGGACGUCAGUGUUGAAAAGUACAAAUAAACUUCGGAUGUUGAAGUAAGUAUUAAUAAAUAAGAUUGACUAAGACCUUAGAUAAGGUACCUAAGAAAAGAAAGGAAUGCAAGUCAAGCAAACAGGGAGAGCACA
Molecule: messenger RNA, 1599 nt
Organism: Fusarium redolens
Lineage: Eukaryota; Fungi; Ascomycota; Sordariomycetes; Hypocreales; Nectriaceae
Exons: 2
Coding region: 75-1481 (468 amino acids)
Source: RefSeq, a predicted model, not a curated record